Fusarium sp. VM40 is the source of this 3192-nucleotide messenger RNA. NCBI's taxonomy places the organism in Eukaryota, Fungi, Ascomycota, Sordariomycetes, Hypocreales, Nectriaceae. The record is from the annotation of a GenBank genome assembly.
AUGGCCACCCCAACUAUCACAGGGGUUCCUGGAACCUCUCAGCUGGAUGAGCCAACAUCGAUCAAUACUCGGGAACAUUGGUCAAAUGUCCGAGAAUCAUCAGCCUCUGGACCUUCAGACACCGCAGAAUCCCCUAUUACUACAGCCACUCCAAACUCGGAAUCAUCCAUGGCUUCCUUUGUUUCCGACCCUGCUGUAGGAUCUGAUACCGAUAGCUUUCCUGAAUCACCUACAUCCAUCGUACCUUCAGAGCCUCCACCCUCUAUCUCUUCCGACAUAUCAACACCCUUGGAAACUAAGCUAUCUCCGUCUCUUUCUACUUCUGAACCUUUUACUCUUUCCGUAACCUCUGGAUUUGAUUUCACAAGCCCUCUCGAGUUGCCAGCUCCACCUGCAACUCCGUCCUCUAUCACCUCUGACGUAUCUAGUACAUCAGAUCUCACUACCCCCCUUGACCCUUCGACCACUUCUGGACCCGUCGCGUCCUCCAUUCUCUCCGAUUCCUUAGGACUAUCGGUCACUUUGGUGUCGGGGACCACUGGAUCGUUCACGACUUCACGAGCCCCUGAGCUCUCUGAACCUAGACCCUCUUUCUCCUCGGCCUUGGAAGAAACUGAAACACUUGUGCCUUCUGCUACGCUAGAACCAUCAGAUUCUAAACCUUCUGCCCCAUCAGGCAUUCCUACCUCGCUCCCGCCUGCCACUUCAGAGCCGAUCACAGUUUCCGACACCAAUCCUAGCUUCUCGAGGCAACUUACGUCCUCAUUGAACCUAGAACCUGUUGCUCCCUCUAGUCCUUCAGACUCCGCUCAAAACCCAACCUUGACCGCGACUGUAACGAACCCGCCUGCCGACUCAACCUGUGUCUCUGAUCACCCAGAGUGGACUCAAAAUACAUGGAUUACAACCACUUCGAAAGGCGCUAGCCAGGCGACAGUAGUUCCUGUGAUUGUUGGUGACGAUUGUGAUGACAUCAUAUUUGGUCUUCCUCCAAUUGCAGGCGUGGUUUUCAAGCUUCCAGGACGUCCGGGAAUAUCAUUCCCUUGUAUCCCUUCUCUGGACCCUCGCUGCGCAACGCCUCCGGUUACCCAUAAAGGUGGUAGUGGCGACGAUGGCCAAGGUGAAGAGGACAAUGAUAGAGAAUCUUUGACCGAGUCACAUACAUCGACGGCAUCGAUCGCUUCUACUACAUCAACCACAUCGGCUGAGUCGUGCCCUACAGGUGGCAGUUGUGCCUGCACUCUACCACCAGUCGAUCCUGAUGUGGUGAAUGAGGAAGAAUCUGACUUGUGGGCCUCGGAUAAGGAAGGACUGGUGAAAAGAGCCAAGGCCAAGCCAAAUGACAUGUUAGGCUUAGGCCCAGAUGGGAAAGGGCUUUGCUUGAUUAAAGGGGUGCUCAAGUAUCCAGGCUAUCCGAAAGGACCCGGCCUAUUCAAACGAGACAUUGGAGGUAAGCUAUCCGCGAAAGAGAAUGAAAUCUCGCGAUGGUACGUAUAUGACAACGAUUGCCAUAAUUCUUACAAGAAAGUCGAUGCAGCUGCAUACAGCAACAUGUUUGGGAGUAUGGAAAAAGCCAAUGCAGCCAGCACCGAUCAUGUCUACGAGAAAAGCUUUCUGAAAGACUUCUUUACGGUUAUCUUGAACAAGGAGGUGCCAAGCGUCAAGGACAGCCCAGAUAUUGAUCGCGAGCAAAUCACCUGUGAGGAUCUGGAUUACUACGUUUGGGACGAAGCGAACAGCAUCAACCGUCUCCAGGCUGCAUUCGAUACCUACCCCUCCGAUAAGAAGUGGCUCGAAGAUCUUAUUGGCAUGCAACAAGCCCUCAAUGGUGGGCCAAAGGGCGGUGUUGUAACAACGUUCGGAGACCAGUCGGUUAAGGCCUUGACCGACAAGAAGAUGAAGAAACCAGACUACUCCACCUGGGUGGUUGUCGAGCAGUCAUUGAAUGAAUUUCUCUUUCCAUUCAUGGAAAAGGUCUAUGUGGGUAUCCAGCUCUUCAAUGACCCUGUACUUGUUGCCGCGAUGAUCCGCCAGAACAAACGAGUCUAUAGCGCAUUUCUGGAUCUUGACAAUACCAUAAGCUGCUACGAGGGCAUGGGUAAGUGGUCUUUUGCCGAAAGGUUCAAAAGUUAUAUGGAAAGUCGCUUUGCCGGUCAAGAAGAUCAUUCAAUCAACCGUUGGGCUGCUUAUGCAAAGGACAAUCUUACCCCCAUCAUUCAAGGCUACUUGGACAAUCUACCGGCAUAUGACGAUGACGAGACUGAGGCUGAUGAGCAGCGAAGAAAGGUCGCAGCAUGGACACAACGGUUGCAGAAGGCUAUGUCAGCGGCCUAUACGGUGGAGUUUUCCUGGGACUGGACAGUGGGUGAGACGGGAAUUGCUCCCCGAGCGGGAGGCAUUUGUCGCCGUCCAACAGCGUCUUUGACAACCCUCUCCACGUCUGUUAUUUCAAGAACCUCUUCUCAGAGCGCUGCCACAACGACGGGACUGAAACCAUGCUUGACAGACGCUGAGUGCGAUCUUGAUUGUGAUGACGGUGAUCAGCCCACAUGUUGGCAUCCUUCAUUUGUACCUGGAGCGAUUUUCGGCAAUUGCAUAUGUCAACCCAAGAUAACAACGACGUCAGAGGCAUCGAAGACUUCGGCGGAUCCAACGACUACAACGGAGGCCCUAACGACAAGUGAGGCUGCCAUCACAACUGCCAACCCAGAGCCCGAGCCUGAGCCCGAGCCUACCCCUACUGCUGAUUGCCACUACUGGGACGAACCUUUCCACUGGUACUUUGAGAUUAACAAUAUCCAGGAUUGGGCUGAAGAUGGUGGUAAGAGUCUUGAAAAGGAAGAGAGAGGGUGCGGUGCUAUAGCCAGAUGGGACUGGAAAGAUGGGCAUACUUCAUCAGUGGCAUUCACCUUGCCUCUCUUUAUGAAAGCAGGGUGCGUCGAGCGUGCUAUCGUCUCAGCGGGCGGCCCUGAGCUACAGUGCGACGGUCAUUCGUCCUGGGAUGAGCUGAGUUUAAUGGCUGCGAAGAAUACGAGUAGUCCUGGGGAGUUGACAUGGAAGAGGCCCUCGUUCCCAGAACGAUUUAAGGAAGUCAACAGGCAAGCGGAAGGCAAGUACCCUCAUCCUCCCAAGGGUCAACAUCCUCAGUAUAUACCUAUGAGUUGGAGUAGUAGUGCUCCCACCAUGCAGUAG